CAAGGUAACAUCACACUUUAUUUCCACUUUUUUUUCUCACAUGGGGCUCGAACCCACAACCCUGAGAUUAAGCAUCUCACGCUCCACCUACUGAGCUAUGACAGCUAAGUGAUUUGUGUGAUUUGUGGGACAGUGAUAGUGGCGUGUGAACACCCCUAGAGAAGGGUGCAACGACUUGUUCUCUGCUGAUCCAGAACUAGCAAUGGACAACAUCAAAUAGGGUCGAUCUCUUUGCCCUGACAGUGAAGAGCAGAAGCUCCACUAUCAGAAGCAACGUGCUGCGAAUACGAGGGCAGUGGAGGCAGCAGGGCGGUCUCGCCACCUGCACAAUGCAUUCCCCUUGCAAGGGGGCGCAUCCAGCUUUGCAGCCUCCCAUGGUCCAACCUACAGCCAGCGAGCUCCGAUGCUCAGACAGACAGGAAACUGGUCCAGCCAGGGGGACUGGAGAGCGACUGCACUUUCCUGUCCCCGCCCCCGCGCCGAGAGCGGAGGAGCAGCGGGCAAUGGGCCUGGCGAGUUUCCCCAGAGAGGAGCCGGAUUCCGGUGCAGGGACGAAGCGAGGAGUCAGAGCAGGGUAGUGUAAAAAUGGAAGAGCAGGGACCGAGGAGACCCAUUGGAAGGGAGAGCCUGGAAUCCAAAGCAAAAAGAUCUCCUGGAGGCCAAGUUCAGACCUUCAGGGAUCUUCUGCCUCUGGUAGAUUUACGUCAAAUUAAGCAGGAGCCAGAGGACACUGAGGGGCUUCUAGGAAAGGAAUUGUUGCCUGUGGAAGAUGUGGUUAUUAAGUCCCCAAAGUCUGAGCAGGAUCCCUUGGACACAGAGAACAUCCAUCUCUCUGCAAAGGCUGAGGGAGAGAGUGAAGAAGAGGCCAGCUUUCUGGGUGAGGAAGAUGACAAUCAGAAUUUUAUUGAGCCACCUGUGAAUUCAUUGGGAAGAACAAAGAAGCAGUUAAAAUGCAGGGAAUGUGGGAUGUGCUUUAGUCAGAGUGGAAGACUGAGGACACACCAACGAAUUCACAAAGGGGAGAAACCAUUUCAAUGUAUUGAAUGUGGAAAGAGUUUCAGUCGAAGUGGACACCUUCGAAUACAUCAACGAACUCACACGGGGGAGAAACCAUUUAAAUGUAUUGAAUGUGGAAAGAGCUUCGGUGAAAGUAGAUCACUUAGAAUACAUCAACAAACUCACACGGGGGAGAAACCAUUUAAAUGUAUUGAAUGUGGAAAGAGCUUCGGUGAAAGUAGAUCACUUAGAAUACAUCAACGAACUCACACGGGGGAGAAACCAUUUAAAUGUAUUGAAUGUGGAAAGAGUUUCAGUCAAAGUGGACAGCUUCGAAUACAUCAACGAACUCACACAGGGGAUAAACCAUUUAAAUGUAUUGAAUGUGGAAAUAGCUUCAGUGAAAGUGGAUCACUUAGAAGACAUCAACGAACUCACACAGGGGAGAAACCAUUUAAAUGUAUUGAAUGUGGAAAGAGUUUCAGUCAAAGUGGACAGCUUCGAAUACAUCAACGAACUCACACGGGGGAGAAACCAUUUAAAUGUAUUGAAUGUGGAAAGAGUUUCAGUCGAAGUGGACACCUUCGAAUACAUCAACGAACUCACACGGGGGAGAAACCAUUUAAAUGUAUUGAAUGUGGAAAGAGCUUCGGUGAAAGUAGAUCACUUAGAAUACAUCAACGAACUCACACGGGGGAGAAACCAUUUAAAUGUAUUGAAUGUGGAAAGAGUUUCAGUCAAAGUGGACAGCUUCGAAUACAUCAACGAACUCACACAGGGGAGAAACCAUUUAAAUGUAUUGAAUGUGGAAAGAGCUUCAGUCAAAAUUCCACCCUUAGAAUACAUCAACGAAUUCACACAGGGGAGAAACCAUUUAAAUGUAUUGAAUGUGGAAAGAGCUUCAUUGAAAGUGGAUCACUUAGAAUACAUCAACGAACUCACACGGGGGAGAAACCAUUUAAAUGUAUUGAAUGUGGAAAGAGCUUCAGUGAAAGUGGAACACUUAGAAAACAUCAACGAACUCACACAGGGGAGAAACCAUUUAAACAGGGUAGUGUAAAAAUGGAAGAGCAGGGACCGAGGAGACCCAUUGGAAUGGAGAGCCUGGAAUCCAAAGCAAAAAGAUCUCCUGCAGGACAAGUUGACACCUUCAGGGAUCUUCUGCCUCAGGUAGAUUUAUGUCAAAUUAAGCAGGAGCCGGAGGAGGAGGAGCUGCAGCAGCAGCACUGGGAUGCCCAGUGGCAGGAUUUCUUGAAGAUAAUGCACCCUCAUCGUUCAAGCUGGGAAACCCCACAGGCUCCCAGUCCUCCCCACUCUGGGGAUGGUGUCCUCCUGGCCUCCUUCAGGGGAGCUGCAGAUGACAGCCAGUGGCCCAGCGGGAGAGCAGGGGGGACAGACCAGACCCUGCUCCUGGACACUGAGGGGCUUCUAGGAAAGGAAUUGUUGCCUGUGGAAGAUGUGGUUAUUAAGUCCCCAAAGUCUGAGCAGGAUCCCUUGGACACAGAGAACAUCCAUCUCUCUGCAAAGGCUGAGGGAGAGAGUGAAGAAGAGGCCAGCUUUCUGGAUACCUCUUCUGAGGAAUGCCUCCACCAGUCUUCCCCCGGCAUAAAUUCCUCACAUUCCUCUGUGGGUGCCUCCUUGUCAGGGGGGUUGUGCCACCACUCCUCCUCAUCUGUCUCAACCCUGACACGUGAGGAAGAUGACAAUCAGAAUUUUAUUGAGCCACCUGUGAAUUCAUUGGGAAGAACAAAGAAGCAGUUAAAAUGCAGGGAAUGUGGGAUGUGCUUUAGUCUCAUUGGAAGACUGAGGACACACCAACGAAUUCACACAGGGGAGAAACCAUUUAAAUGUAUUGAUUGUGGAAAGAGUUUCAGUCGAAGUGAACACCUUCGAAUACAUCAACGAACUCACACGGGGGAGAAACCAUUUAAAUGUAUUGAAUGUGGAAUGAGCUUCAGUCAAAAUCCCAACCUUAGAAGACAUCAACGAAUUCACACAGGGGAGAAACCAUUUAAAUGUAUUGAAUGUGGAAAGAGCUUCAGUGAAAGUGGAACACUUAGAAAACAUCAACGAACUCACACAGGGGAGAAACCAUUUAAAUGUAUUGAAUGUGGAAAGAGCUUCGGUGAAAGUAGAUCACUUCGAAUACAUCAACGAACUCACACGGGGGAGAAACCAUUUAAAUGUAUUGAAUGUGGAAAGAGUUUCAGUCAAAGUGGACACCUUCAAACACAUCAACGAACUCACACGGGGCAGCAACCAUUUAAAUGUAUUGAAUGUGGAAAGAGCUUCAGUGAAAGUGGAACACUUAGAAUACAUCAACGAACUCACACAGGGGAGAAACCAUUUAAAUGUAUUGAAUGUGGAAAUAGCUUCAGUGUAUGUGGAAAACUUAGAAUACAUCAACGAACUCACACAGGGGAGAAACCAUUUAAAUGUAUUGAAUGUGGAAAGAGCUUCAGUGAAAGUGGAUACCUUCGAAUACAUCAACGAACUCACACAGGGGAGAAACCAUUUAAAUGUAUUGAAUGUGGAAAGAGCUUCAGUGAAAGUGGAUACCUUCGAAUACAUCAACGAACUCACACAGGGGAGAAACCAUUUAAAUGUAUUGAAUGUGGAAAGAGCUUCAGUAAAAGUGGAUACCUUAGAAUACAUCAACGAACUCACACGGGGGAGAAACCAUUUAAAUGUAUUGAAUGUGGAAAGAGCUUCAGUGUAAGUGGAACACUUAGAAAACAUCAACGAACUCACACGGGGGAGAAACCAUUUAAAUGUAUUGAAUGUGGAAAGAGCUUCAGUGAAAGUGGGAAUCUAAGAAUACAUCAACGAACUCACACAGGGGAGAAACCAUUUAAAGUAAGUAAUAAACUUUAUUCACAUUAGCCAAAGGCCAUAGUAAUGAGAAAACAAUACAAUAUGUACAAAUAAAAACAUUGAAUAAAAGGCACAUUUUAGUAUCCUAAAUUAUCAGUCAGUUGGUGGCCCUUAAUCUAAUUGUGCCAUCUAUGUACUGUAUCUAGCAAUCUUUGCUAUAAUCUGGUCAUUUUGGUAUGUUAAGAGGAAGUGAAUUAUGGCUGCAGAUGGGCGACCUCGGAUGGUUAGUAGAAGUGGGGUAAUAAUCUCAUUCCUCAGGUCUUUGUAGAGGGAACAAGACAGGAGGACAUGUGCCACUGUUUCUAUACUGCCAUCCCCACAGGGGCAAACUCGUUUUUCGAGUAAGAUCUUUUGGAAUCGGCCCUCAAGUACGGCAGAAGGCAGAACAUCCAAUCUAGCAAGUGUAAACGCAUGUCUAUAUUUUGGAAUAGCGAGUUUGUGCAAAUAUGGAGCCAUAGGAUCAAAAUGGGAGGUAGGAAAGUGAGCAUACCAUGGACAUAAGUUCUUUAUAAUAGCCAGAUUAUUCUGGUGCUCUAUAUCUUUUAAACGUUGCCCGAUUAGACUUUUUACUCCUGUGGGGAUAGGCCGCAGGAGAGAAGUUUUUGAUGAACAAUUUUGGUCCAGGCACCGAUUUUGGUCCAUGAAGAGUUCUUUCCAAGGUCUGUACUUCUACCAAAGGGAGACUUGCCUCCAGUCGUAAUGAUGCAUUUGGAAAGCAUGGCGGGACAGGAAAAAACUGAAUUAAAAACUUUGAUUGGACAGAUUCCAGAGUGCUGCGAUGGUUACCAGUCCAAAUUUGGGCCCCAUAAAGUAGCUGCACUAGGGGUUUGGCUUCAAAAACUUCUAAGGCUGAUGGAAUAUAUUUGCCAUCCUUUGUGUGGAAGAAACGAGUCAGCGUUUUGGCACUUUGAGAUGCUUUUACUUUGGCACAUUUUUGAUGUGCGUCCCAUGACUCCGUUGACUGGAAGAUAAGGCCCAGAUACUUGAAGGCUUUAACCUGUUCGAUUGGCUGGUUAUCCAUGUGCCAGCUCUGGGGCCUAUAUUUUCUUGAGAAGACCAUUACUUUGGUUUUCUGAUAGUUUACGGCCAACUGUCUCCAGCAAUAUGCUGAAAAUUCUCCUAUCAGUCUUUUUAGACCUAUUUUUGUUUGGGAUAGGAGAACCGCAUCAUCCGCAUAUAAUAGCACUGAGAUUGGUUUUGCGGCCAGUUUGGGGGCGUGGAACUCCGGAGAAGUUAGACAUUUAACCAUGUCAUUUAUAUAUAGGUUAAAUAAUGCCAGAGCUAGGAUGCAUCCUUUUUUAACUCCCUUGGUAACUGGUACUGGUCCUAUGAUUGGCCAUUUGGGAAGCAGCGUAUGUUCAGCAUGGUGUUUUUGUAGAGACAGUUGAUCAGAAAUAAUAAUCUUUUGUCUAUGGUUGAUGUAUUCAGUUUGGCCCAAAGUCUUACUCGUGAGAUUGAACUGAAGGCAGCUUUCAGAUAAAUGAAGGCAGCAUACAACACCCCAUGGAGUUGCUUGGCGUAUUUGUCUAUAAGAUGUGCUAGGACAAAACAGUGAUCUAUGGUAGAUCUGCCUUACCUGAAUCCAGCUUGCUCCUCCGCAAUGAUAGCAUCGGUGUCAAUCCAGUUGCUUUAUUUGUUGUAAAGGUGUUUUGCAUAUAGUUUACUGGGUAUAGGUAAAAGACUAAUAGAUCUAAUACUGAACGGGUCCGAUGUAGGGCCCUUUUUGAAUAUUGGGACAAUUAUCGCAGUGGCCCAGCUGUCAGGGAGUAAGUCAGUUGAAUCAAUGUGAGAGAAUAUUGUCGCCAACAGGGGGGCCCACCAUCCGAUAUUGGACUUCAAGAGUUUUAGGGGGAUGUAAUCUAUGCCUGGGGCUUUGUUGCUGUUUAGCUGUACAAUUACCCACUGUGGCUACUGGGAGCCAGUUUGGUAGAUCUUCUGGCAGAACACCUGGGUUAUUAUGCUGAGCUGCCUGAUCAUGAAAAAGUGAUUGGAAAUAUCGUGUCCACUCUCAAGGUUCAACGGUGCAAAUAAGUCCGUUGUGCUCCUGGUCCAAUCUAUAUAUAUAAAUAUAUAUAAAUGUAGGCAUUGAGCAUGCGGAUGAAACAACCUUUCUCCGUAACUGCUGAACCGUAAUGUAACAAAUUUGGCCACAACGUUCCAUGCUAAUCAGGGAUGGAUCUGGCAUAAAAAAUUCCAAAGAACCACAUGUUUCACACCUAAAAUAAUGAUUAAACACAAAAAGUGGCACCCAAAUUAGACGUCGCCACCAGAGGUCUGAAGACUCCAGCAGCUGCGCUGCCAGAUGACAUCACAAAAUUCCACAGCAACCAACUGAAAACAGUCCUUUUGCAGCAACAAGGCCCAGCUUUUUCAAUAGGCUGCAGCAUUGCCAAGCAGGGAAAAACAAACAGAAUAGGCCCUUUCACAAUGGGGGGGACACAGGGAUGAGGCACAACAGAGGGGGGAAAU
This is a messenger RNA of Zootoca vivipara (common lizard), 6339 nucleotides long. NCBI's taxonomy places the organism in Eukaryota, Metazoa, Chordata, Lepidosauria, Squamata, Lacertidae. The record is from RefSeq and is a predicted model, not a curated record.